Messenger RNA from Lactuca sativa (garden lettuce), 618 nucleotides. RefSeq names its product DUF3148 family protein (gene CRR42). The record is from RefSeq and is a predicted model, not a curated record. Gene Ontology annotation, biological process: NADH dehydrogenase complex (plastoquinone) assembly. NCBI's taxonomy places the organism in Eukaryota, Viridiplantae, Streptophyta, Magnoliopsida, Asterales, Asteraceae.
ACACCAAACAUCACAUAACCGCUCAAGUUCCUCACCCUCAUCUCCAGCCCUCUAAUCGGACAACCUUCCCCAACUCGUUCCCAUGGCGUCUGCUUCAUCUCUGCACAUUUCAAUAACGAUUCCACUCUCUUCACCCGCAAAUCGCCUUUCCUUGAGCGACAUUUCGUCAAUUGGAUUUUCUGAGAAGAAAAAGUGCAGAAGCAUCCAAAAUAAUCCGAGUUUUGUUCAUCGAAUCAUGUGUUCAUCAAAAGAUCCAUCAGCUGAAACAGAAAAAGGGCUCACACCAAAAUCAUCUGAAUCACUAAAGAUUGGGUCACCAAUCAUCAUAGUGGAAGCUCCUAAAAUGUUGAAGACAGCAGCUUCUAUGCCUUGUCUCAGAGUUAAUUCAGGUUUAGUUAAAGCGGGUGAUGUUGGAAGAAUUAUGGCAAGGAAGCCUAAGGAUGUAUGGGCAGUUCGUUUAGCCAUUGGUACUUAUCUCAUUGAUGGAAUCUACUUCAAGCCUUUACAAUUAGAUGAAAAUAAUUAAUUAUUAUUUAUAUACAAAUUGUAUAUUAUAUGCAACAAUUGUAAAAUUAUUAAAAACAGUUAAUUGCAAUUACAUAGUUACAGGUUUUAGAA